Apus apus (common swift) is the source of this 2839-nucleotide messenger RNA. RefSeq names its product V-set and immunoglobulin domain containing 8 (gene VSIG8). Gene Ontology annotation, cellular component: intracellular anatomical structure. The coding region runs from base 1263 to 2303 and encodes 346 amino acids. Lineage: Eukaryota; Metazoa; Chordata; Aves; Apodiformes; Apodidae. The transcript is spliced from 7 exons. The record is from RefSeq and is a predicted model, not a curated record.
GCACGUGCCAGGCCCAUCGCAGGGCCAGGAAGGGUUAACUGGCCUCGGUGAGCUCAGCUUGGGGCCAGUAAAUAGAGCAGCUCUUGGCCCCGGGGAGUGUUUGGGACCGGCUGGGCGGUGUGGCUGAGCCGGCUGGGGCAGUCGUGGUCUGGAAAGCACCAGCAUGGCUGAGCUGUGCUGCAGGGCAUGGCACAGGUGAGCUGGAGAUGGGGCCUGACCCACAGCACCAGAGCAGCCCAGCAUGGGUCUUGGCCAGCUCAGCUCUUCCAGGGGACAUGGGCAUGGGGAGUGCCCAGGACUGGGGAUUUCCAUGGGGCUGAGAGUGGCCCCCAAUGUCUGCUGCUGAGCAUCCCUGUUCUAUCUCCUCCAUCUGCUGCAGAGCAUCCUUUUCCCCAUCUCCUGCCCUCAGAUCCCAGCAGGUUUUGACCGCUCUCCUCCUCCCUUCUGGCUGUCCCAGCCUUCUCCAGCCACACUACUUGUUCCCUUGGCUGUGACCAGGGUGUGCUGGCCCUGUGGUUGGCACGCCACCACAUCCCAUGCAGGGAGCCACGGCCUGGAGCACCAUCCAGGCCUCUGUCUGCACCUCAGCAGUGCCACCAGCACCAGCAUGGGCUUGGUGGGUGCCACUGGACCCGUAUGGCCAUGGCAGCCCCAUGCUCACUCACUGAGGGGGCAGGACCAGAGGAGGGAUCUGCAAGAGCUUAAGCCCAUGGUCAAACCACACCUUUAAGCUCUUCCAACUACCCUCAGUUCUGCCUCAAGACCAAAAUCCUUUCAGGACCUGCAUGGGACCAAGCUGGAACUUUCAGGCAGAUGCAGUGCUCGGCCAUGGUCCAGCUGCUCAUGCACUGUCCCAGGAAGCCCCUUCCCACUGGCCACACUCAUCCCGCCCAUGCCCACACCACGGUACCAGCCACUGGGCACUGUGGGGUCCAUGGCCCCCCAGUCCUUGCUCUGCUGCUCCAGGUGCUCCGAGGCAGGAUGGUGCCCCCAAACCCUGCUGUCUGCAGUGCCCCUGGUCCAGGCCCGGCUGGAUGGGAGCCCAUAGCAUGGUGAUGCUUAAUUAGCAGGCAGGGAGUGGAGCAGGGCGGCAUCGCUCACGCACAGCUUGGAGCCACUCAGUCAUCCCAAAGGCAUCCGCCCCACAGGGAGGAGCGCCCCAGCCCAGCAUGUAAAAGCAGCCCCGCACGGCCGGCUGCCCCGUCGCCUCCGAGCCUCCUCCGCUCCCACUCCUCCUCACCGCCCGGCACGGCUGCAGCGUCAUGGCAGGGCACGGCGCCAGCCUGCUCCUGCUCCUGGGUCUCAUGCCAGCUCUCCUCCUGGCCGUCAGGAUCAAUGGCAAAGGCCGGGAGGUGCUGCACCUUGCCAAGGGAGACUCAGUGAAGCUGGGCUGCCCCUACGUCCUCGAACCCGAAGACAACGGUCCCCAGGGCGUGGGCAUUGAAUGGAUCCAGAUCACGCCUGAGCGGCCUGGCCCGGAGAAAGUGUUCCUGUCCUACCAGGACCACCAUGUCAACUACGGCAGCGGCUCGGGGCUGCAGGACCGGGUGGCCUUCGUGCAGAAUGACCCCAGCCAGUACGAUGCCUCCAUCCGCCUGGCCGACCUGCAGGUCUCCGACACCGGCACCUACCAGUGUCGGGUGAAGAAAAACACCGUGGCGGUGCAUGAGGUCAUUGUCACUGUGGAAGAGAAGCCAGCUUCCCCUCAGUGCUGGGCCGAGGGGGAGGUGAUCGAGGGGAACAGUGUGGUGUUGCGGUGCUACAGUCAGGGGGGAGCCUCCCCCCUUGCCUACCAGUGGGCCAAGCUGGCCAGUGGCUAUGGCGGAGGACGCCUGCCCUUUGGUACCAUCCAAGGACGGGCUCCUGGCGACCUGAUCAUCCGUAGCCUGACGGAGGUGCACGCAGGCGUCUACCAGUGCCGCGUCACCAACCGUGUGGGCUACUCCACCUGCCAGAUCAACCUCACACUUGUGCCAAAGUGUACUACCGUGGCAGGAGAAAAGAAGGUGGGCAUCAUCGUGGGCUCCAUCCUGGGCUCCCUGCUGCUCCUCAGUCUGCUCGGGCUCCUCAUCUGGGCGCUGAUCUGCCGCUACCGACAGAAGGAGUGCCAGCGGGCCUGCAGCGACUGCCGGAGCAGCACCGGCGGCACCAUGACCCGCGCCUGCAACGUCUGCGCCCACCACACCUACUCGCCCCACGGCAUCAGCUACAUGCAGUGCCAGCACGGCGACGGCGACGAGCGGGCAGCCGCCCUCAUCUGCAACGAGGGCAUGCGGCACCAGGUUGCCUGCCCGGCGCUGUAACCCCCCACCUGGCCCCACGCCUGCCCCGAUUCGGCUCCACGGAGGGAGCAACCGCGAGCCCUGAGCCGGCAGCACUGCCGGGAUCCGGCGCCAAGCCAGUGCUGCCAGGGCUCACCGCGAAAAUUGAAGUCAGGAAUCCAGCUCCCUCCUACCCACAAACAGCCCCGGCCUCUAGCAAACCUCCUGCAGGUUCAUCAGUCUGUUUUGUUGGUUUUCUUUUUUCUUUUUUUGGCCCCUUUUUUGUAUUUCCCCCCCAAGCCACAGACCGGCUCCGGGGGCGGCUCCUGGCCCCGCUCCUGGAGGCAUCCCUCGCAAGUUCAGCAGUAUUUAUUUCUCUCUGUCCCAUCCCCUCAGUGUUGAGCAGGGACGUGGCAGCCCCGAAUCGCCCAAAUCAGCUGCCCAGCAGCCCCCUUGCCUCCGGCCGGCGCCGCCGGCGCCCCCGCAUUGGCUUCAGCAAUUGGGUGUUAUUCGAGAUGAGGCGCCAUUGGCACCAGGAUUUGCAGUUUGGAACAAGAAAAAGAAUGAAAAGAAAUAAA